AUGUCAAAAUUGCCCCCACAACAUAUAAGCGUUGGAAAAUCUUUAUACUUCUACUGUUCCUUCUCCCAUAAAUCACCGUUGCCUACUGCUGCAGAGUUUCUCCAUCAUGUUCAUCUUUCUCUAUCGCCGGUGAUGAUACUCUCACUUGCUGCCGCUGCUCCGACUAGUCACUGCUGCUGUUCAUAUUUUUUUCAUCCAUUGAAACGGAUUCUUUGGAUCUGGUUACUAGCAUGUGUUUGGAGAUGUCCUGUUUCCAAGGAUUAUUCUUCUGUCCUGAAGCUGCUUCUUUGCUACUUCACAACUUCUGCAUUUAUCACAUCAGUCCUCCCGAGCACGAGGUAUGCAGAUGAUGCCUAUGCAAUAUUCUGUACAGGGAAGUGGGACAGGGUUUGGCCUAUUGACCAUAUGCUGAACAAAUACUGGGAUUUUCUCUGGUUAUUAAGAAAAUACCAUGAUAGAGACUCAGUAGAUGGAGAAUGAUUUGGUUGUUUACAGGGAAUAUAAAUUUAAGAAUGUAGCUUUCUGUGUUGUUUGAACACUGUGAGAGCUAUAUGAUGUUCUGGUUCCUUGAUGGUUGAACCUUGAUCCAUAGAAUACAGGAUUCAUGUUUAUAUUCAGAGAUUGCAAGAUAUCCAACAUUCA
Molecule: messenger RNA, 642 nt
Organism: Nelumbo nucifera (sacred lotus)
Lineage: Eukaryota; Viridiplantae; Streptophyta; Magnoliopsida; Proteales; Nelumbonaceae
Cellular component (GO): nucleus
Molecular function (GO): DNA binding
Source: RefSeq, a predicted model, not a curated record